Molecule: messenger RNA, 642 nt
Organism: Penicillium cosmopolitanum
Lineage: Eukaryota; Fungi; Ascomycota; Eurotiomycetes; Eurotiales; Aspergillaceae
Exons: 1
Coding region: 1-642 (213 amino acids)
Source: RefSeq, a predicted model, not a curated record
AUGAAUCAGCCCCACCCCCACAACAAAUAUGAUGGGUAUCUUUUUUUCAAGGCUGAUCCUCUUCCCGGCCAGAGAACGACAUGGCUUCGGGUAGAGCGCACUCGAAUACAUGCUACCCAAACUGAAUUAUAUGGUAUGAUCUAUGAUCGAGCUUUCGAGAUUUCUGCGGGAGGCCAGUAUCAGGCUCUGUCAGAUGAGCGGCGCGCCCAUGUCAACCAGCUGAUUCAUGAUCAGCGGCAUCAAGACCCCUCCGUCGAGUGGAGCUGUGUGUACGCAAAAGAACACCGAAGGGUUGUCAAUGACCGUGAUACUGUUGACCGUGGCCAUGAGACUGUUGCAAUGACAGUCAUACUCAUGCAAAGACCAUGGACUCCCAAGGAUCACGCGAGAACCCCGAUGGGUGAUUUAAUUGACCUUCGAAUGUCCACAAACCUCAAUGGCCAGGGGCAAUAUGUUAGAGCUGCAACAACGUCGGGUUUUCCAGUAGGCCACAUGCUUCCUCGCGACUUUGCUAUGAGCAACGCGUACCAAAUUCCCAAGCCACCGCAGACGCAGGAUCGAGCCAGCAUGAUCUGCCUGCGAAAAGCGCUUUCCGACCGUCAGUCAAGAAUGACAAAUCGAUCCGCUCUACCGGAGGGGUAA